AUGGAAAUAGUUCGGGCUGCCUGGAGGUCUUCUCAGGAGUCAGCCUGGAUUCGAAAUCCAUUUGGUCGAACUAAGUCCCUUUGCAAGCGGACCCCGGAAAAGGCAGCUAUCCCUGUGAUGCUGGUGAAACGGAGUGGCUUGCUGAAGAAGAAAGUCCUAGUGGCCGGUCAAGGUAGGGAGACCCGGCCAGUGAAGAAUCAGGAUGUUACAAUUCGAUUAAAAGCAACGCUAGAGGAUGGCACAGUGGUGGAAGAGGACCCUAGCCUCACCUUCACGCUGGGUGAUUGCGAUGUCAUUCAGGCCCUGGACUUGUGUGUGCAGCUGAUGGAAACAGGGGAGACGGCCCUAAUUCAGUCAGAUUCCAAAUAUUGCUAUGGCUCACAGGGCAGAAGCCCGGACGUCCCGCCCGAUGCUGCCCUUACCCUCGAAGUGGAGUUACUGACAGCCCAGGAUGCCCCGGACUUGGAGCUGCUCAGCGGGAAAGAGAAAGUGAAGCUAGCCAACAACAAGAGGGAGCGGGGCAACUUCCACUACCAGCGAGCAGAUUACGUGCUGGCCAUAAACUCCUACGACAUUGCCCUGAAAGUUAUUGGCUCCAAUUCCAAAGUCGAGUUCAGCCCAGAGGAGGAGGCCGAGCUGCUGGACGUGAAGGUGAAGUGUCUGAACAACUUAGCAGCCUCUCAGUUAAAACUCGACCAUUACGAAGCGGCCUUGAGAUCCUGCAAUCAGGUGCUGGAGCAGCAGCCGGACAACAUAAAAGCCCUCUUCCGGAAAGGAAAGGUCCUGGCUCAGCAGGGGGAAUACAGUGAGGCUAUCCCGAUCUUGAAAGCUGCGUUGAAGCUGGAACCUUCCAAUAAGACCAUCCACAUGGAGCUCUCAAAGCUGGCAAAGAAGCACGCCGACCAAAAAAGCGUGGAGACUGAGAUGUACCGCAAGAUGCUGGGGACUGCUGGCUCCAGCGGACCCCCUGAUAAGUGUAAAGAUAAGUCCUCCCGGGCUAUUCCUUGGAAGUGGUUGUUUGGUGCCACGGCCGUGGCGCUGGGAGGCGUGGCCUUGUCAGUUGUCAUAGCCGCCAGGAACUAGCGCCGUUGCCAGCAGCCCAUUUUGGCGAACGGAGCCCCGAGAUCAGCUCUUCCCCCCAAAACCUUUUUCUCCCCGUAUCUGGCCCUCGAUGAUCACUACACAGCCCGGACUGUUAGGCAGGCUGGGGAAGGGGGGCGGGGCUCUGCUACUCCCACCCGGAAAUGUCACUGAACCAUUCCAUGGGAGCUGCCCCCUCCUGGUGGCGGUGAAGGCCUGCCGCUGGCUGUGUGGCUGGCGGGUGGGAAGCCAGGGGUGAGAAAAAGUCUGGAAGCCCUGGGAGUAUUUUCGGGGUGGUGCGGGAAAACUGGACCUACGUCUCUCAGCACCUUCCUGCCUUGGCCACGCUGCAGAAAUCUCUUUUGGAGUGCGCAUACAUGUGUCUCAUUUCCCUCCCGUUCUUUCCCGGGCUCCCUGGAUUCUUAUUUUUUGCUGAAAUUGUCCUUUUGUGAUCUGCUCUGUAGAGAGAGAGAGAGAGAGAGAAGAGUGCUGCGAAAAUUGAGCCAAUGGGGAGAUUGUGAAACCUAAGAGAAGGGAGAAGCUAGUGGCUGCCGGGAGGGGGAGGCAGAAAGGAGCUGGUGGGUGCAUCGGCUUUAUUUCUGGAAAGGGCACCUUCAGGGGCUGUUCAGGCCUGCUUUGGGCUACUAGGAUAACUCAGGGCUGACUAACAGCUCAUGCCAAUACCCUUUUUGUGUGGGGGUGUGUGUGUGAUUUUUGGUACGCUAUCUUACAGGAGAAAACAAAUUGAUGCUGGAGGAGGGUCUCGCCCUGUCUUGGUCACCUCCCUGACCUGCAAGACAAGCAGUCUCCCUCCCCCCCCCACGGGCAUAACAAUCUCCUGGAGUGUGCCUGUUGCCUCUCUGUUGAAUGUCGUCACCGAGAUCAAAAAUCUGAUUGAUCCCUCCUUCACCCUCUCGAAUCCCUGCCCUGCCAAGAUCACCCAGCCGCAUUUUCCCCCCUCUGUUUCCACAACUUCCCCAUCAUGCUUUGCACUGGCAACUCUCAGUGCCAACUGGAGCUAGCCCUGCGUUACCUGGAUAAACAGAUAUAUAUAUAUAUAUAUUUUUCAAAGAGUUGGCCUUCUUUCAGAUGUAAAAUGUGAACCGGCAACUUCCCGGCUGCCUCCAAUAAAACUGCCACCUCUCAACA
Messenger RNA from Sphaerodactylus townsendi, 2229 nucleotides. It is a transcript of the gene FKBP8, whose product is annotated as FKBP prolyl isomerase 8. The coding region runs from base 1 to 1083 and encodes 360 amino acids. The record is from RefSeq and is a predicted model, not a curated record. Gene Ontology annotation, molecular function: peptidyl-prolyl cis-trans isomerase activity; protein binding. The transcript is spliced from 9 exons. NCBI's taxonomy places the organism in Eukaryota, Metazoa, Chordata, Lepidosauria, Squamata, Sphaerodactylidae.